CGCCAUAGAAUUUUCAAUCUGUUCAGAAAAUUAACAGAACAAUGUUGUUCGGAGGUGUUAUAGCAGUUGUUCUUUUGAGCCAAGUUUCAGCUACUACCAAUUGUGAAACAUUGUGCAAACAUCUGAGUUCUAAUCCUCUCAGAUACGAGAACUGUCUCUGGGAUUGUGAUGUUUUGGAUGACUGCAAGAAAUGUGAAGCGCCAAGAUGUGAAGACAAACCAGAUGGCUGCAAUCAAGCAACUGAACAGUGUAGAGAUACUGAUAAUGGGAGAGUUUGUGACUGUAAAAAUGGUUUCGAGAAAAAAGAUGGCAAAUGCGUAGAUAUCGACGAGUGUGCCACAAAUACUGCUAAUUGUAACUCGAAUCUUCAAACAUGUGUGAACCUACAAGGAUCAUUUGAAUGCAAGGAUUGUCCACAAGGACAAAUCUCCGUGAACAACAAGUGUACAGUGAAAACAUGUGCCCAUGUCCAGUGUAAGGUCAAUGAAGUUUGCGUAAAUGCAGAUGGACCAACAUGUCAAUGUAAACCGGGAUACCGUUCUACAGUUAUUGGAUGUAUAGAUAUCGACGAGUGUGCCACAAAUACUGCUAAUUGUAACUCGAAUCUUCAAACAUGUGUGAACCUACAAGGAUCAUUUGAAUGCAAGGAUUGUCCACAAGGACAAAUCUCCGUGAACAACAAGUGUACAGUGAAAACAUGUGCCCAUGUCCAGUGUAAGGUCAAUGAAGUUUGCGUAAAUGCAGAUGGACCAACAUGUCAAUGUAAACCGGGAUACCGUUCUACAGUUAUUGGAUGUAUAGAUAUCGACGAGUGUGCCACAAAUACUGCUAAUUGUAACUCGAAUCUUCAAACAUGUGUGAACCUACAAGGAUCAUUUGAAUGCAAGGAUUGUCCACAAGGACAAAUCUCCGUGAACAACAAGUGUACAGUGAAAACAUGUGCCCAUGUUCAGUGUAAGGUCAAUGAAGUUUGCGUAAAUGCAGAUGGACCAACAUGUCAAUGUAAACCGGGAUACCGUUCUACAGUUAUUGGAUGUUUAGAUAUCGACGAGUGUGCCACACAUACUGCUAAUUGUAAGCCGAAUCAAAUAUGUGAGAACCUACCAGGAUCAUAUCAAUGCAAAGAAUGUCCAACAGGACAAAUCCCUGUGAACAACGAGUGUAUAGGGAAAACAUGUAAGCAUGUCAAAUGUGGUGAACAUGAAGAGUGCAAAGAAACAAGAAAUGGACCAAAAUGUGAAUGUGUGAAGGGAUAUUAUUAUACUGUGAAUGGAUGUGAAGUGAAAACAUGCGCAUUUCAUACGUGUGAAUACAACCAGGUUUGUAUAGAUACAGCUUACGGACCCAAAUGUAAAUGUAAAAAGGGGUACUACUACCAUGAAGAUAAAUGUAAAGUGGCAACAUGUGCAACUUACAAGUGUGAAUACAACGAAGUUUGUAAAAAUACAGAGCAUGGACCCAAAUGUGAAUGUCAGCAGGGGUACUAUUACCAUGAAAACGCAUGUAAAGCUGCUGCGAAAUGUCCUCAUGUGAAGUGUAGUUAUAAUGAAUACUGUUACACUAAAACUGGAAAAUGCUAUCCAUGUAAAGAUAUCUGCGAGAAAUUUACAGAGGGAACUGAUGUGUACAAAUCAUGUUAUUCCUAUUACUGCAAUGGUGACUAUGGUAGAUACACGGCUUAGUCAUGUUAACAUAUAUCCUGUACUUUUUUCCGACUAUUUGAUUCGAUAUUUCAAAUUAUUCUCUUUUCACAAAUUUUGAUUGUUCUCUUUUGUUUUUACCUUGUUUUACGAUACAAAAAACAAAAAUAUAGAGAAAUUUUCAGAUCAGGAGGAACUUUUAGGCCAGAGAUAAAGAAACACAAAUUCUACUAUUGAAAUAAAAUUUUAU
Messenger RNA from Mytilus trossulus (common blue mussel), 1890 nucleotides. RefSeq names its product fibrillin-1-like. Gene Ontology annotation, molecular function: calcium ion binding. The record is from RefSeq and is a predicted model, not a curated record. The transcript has 19 exons. The coding region runs from base 42 to 1682 and encodes 546 amino acids. Lineage: Eukaryota; Metazoa; Mollusca; Bivalvia; Mytilida; Mytilidae.